Oryza brachyantha (malo sina) is the source of this 3358-nucleotide messenger RNA. RefSeq names its product protein ALTERED PHOSPHATE STARVATION RESPONSE 1-like. The coding region runs from base 69 to 2444 and encodes 791 amino acids. The transcript has 4 exons. NCBI's taxonomy places the organism in Eukaryota, Viridiplantae, Streptophyta, Magnoliopsida, Poales, Poaceae. The record is from RefSeq and is a predicted model, not a curated record.
GCCGCGCCGUUAAAAAAAAAAGGUUUUCUUACUGCCUUCGCCGCCCGCGGCUCGAGCUGCUUCUUGCCAUGGGCUGCGGCCAGUCCAAGAUGGCGGAGGGGGGCGGCGCGGCCGUCGCGCUGUGCCGGGACCGCACCGCGCUGCUGGCCGAGGCGAUACACCACCGCUACGCGCUCGCCGACGCCCACCGCGCGUACGCCGCCUCGCUGCGGGACGCCGGCGCCGCGCUGCACGACUUCCUCCGCGGCGUGCAGGCAAUGCCCCCCGCGCCGUCGCCCGAUGACGCCGCGGCGGCGCUGCGCCUCCCCGACCUUCGGAAGGGGGAAUCGCUCCCCGCCGCGGUCCAUAUUCCCGUCAACGACGACGAUGGUGGCCACAUACAUUUCCCCUCCGACGACGACGACGAGGGCUCCGAUGGUGGCCACAUCCGUUUCCCGUCCGAUGACGACGCCGAGCCGUCUCUCCCCCGCCCUACCGCGGCUCCGGCGCCGCCGCCACAGGCGGCCACGCCAUACAGUUACGCUCCGCCGUACGGCCCCGGCCCCGGUGAGCAGUAUGGAUACGGUGGCGACAUGGGCGGCUACGCCCAGAGCUUCUUCAGCAUCAGCUACGCCCGCAGCCAGCCGCCGCCGCCGUCUGUGACGUCCUACGAACACCGCCCCCAAACGGCCAAUGCCACCCUUCACUACUACCCGGGGGACGGCGCCGCCGGGCCACCGCUUCCCGGCUCCUCCUACUACGGCGGCGCGCCUCAGGUGUCAGCCUGCUCCCGCGAGGCCGCCGCGCCGCCAUCGCCGCCGCAAGUGUCCGCCUGGGACUUCUUCAACCCGUUCGAGUCAUUCGAGAGCUACUACCAGGAGCCGCCGCCCGCUCCACCAGCCUACUCGCCAAGCCGGGGCUCCAAGGACAACGUCCUGGAGGAAGACGACAUCCCCGAGCUGGAGCACGACGAGGUGGAUAAGGUUGCCAAGGAGGCGUCCGGCAACGGCAACCUCCACGACGCCAACUGCACGUCGGCGAAGGAGGAGAGGAGGAGCGGCGCGGCCAGUGCCAUUGAGGAGGCCAGCAGUAGUACUACCAGUAGCAGCAUGAUCAGUGAGGUCCAUGUAGUUCAGGAGAGUACGAUGGAAGAACAUCUGCGGCUUUCGGAUGCCGGUGACGCCGGGCCUCCUGCGAUCCCCAGGAAGGCGUACAACGAUGAUGUUGCGGUGGUGGAAGAGAUGAGAUCGCAAUUUGAUCAUGCUGCGAAGUCCGCAUUCGAUGUGUCCAAUGUUCUUGAGGUUGGGAAGAUGCCAUACUACCAGAAGAGCUCAGGACUAAAAGUGUCCUCGGUGAUGAUCUGUGGGCUAACUUCGACGGGCGAGGAGUUGCUGCAGGUCGAGGAGGACAAGGCUAUGGAAUGUGGCAACCUUUCUUCAACAUUACAGAAGCUCUACAUGUGGGAGAAAAAGCUGCUUGAGGAAGUCAAGACUGAGGAGAAGAUGAGGGUGCUACAUAACCGAAAACGCGAGGAGCUGAAAGUUUUAUAUGGAAGGGGUGCUGAAGCACACAAGCUUGAGGCAACUGAAAUGCAUAUCAGAAAGCUGUCAACAAAGAUAAGCAUCGCCAUUCAGGUCGUUGAUACCAUCUCCAAAAACAUCAAUAAGCUGAGAGAUGAAGAACUAUGGCCACAAACAUGUGAGCUGAUUCAAGGGUUGACGCAAAUGUGGGAUGCCAUGUCAAAAUGCCAUCAGAUUCAGUCCCAUGCUUUAUCCCAAGCUAAAAACCUGGACUAUGAGCUAGCCGCUGCAAGAUUCAGUGAAGCUCACAUGGACUUAAUCAAGGGACUGGAGCUUCAGUUACUGGAAUUGAUUUCUAGUUUUGCUGCAUGGGUCAAUGCUCAGAAGAGCUUUGUUGGCACUCUAAAUGAGUGGCUCAAGAAGGGAAUUGACUAUGUUCCUGAAGUUACCGACGAUGGGACUCCUCCUUUCUCUCCAGGACGCUUAGGAGCGCCCCCAAUUUUUAUCAUCUGUAACAAUUGGGCAAUCAGCAUGGGCAGAAUAUCAGAGAAGGAAGUAGUAGCCACAAUGCAAGCUCUUGCCUCGAGUGUUCUGAACCUCUGGGAGAAGCACAGGUUAGAGUGGAGGCAAGGUAUGAUGGCUAACAAAGAUAUGGACAGGGAUCUUAGAGUGAUGGAGAGGGAUGAACUGUCGAUGCGCAAGGCUCUCGAUGCGCAGUGCAAGAAGCUUGUGCUUGUUUCCGAUCAGAGCGGCAUAUCAUUAUCUGCCCAGGUGGUACACAACUGUGAUCCAACUGCUGAGGUGGGUUUGCAAUCUUGCAUGAAUAAAGUCUUUGAAGCAAUGGAGAGCUUCAGUGCUGCCUGUUCGAAUGCAUACAAUGAUCUCCAUCUUCGCUCCAAAGAAGAGAAAACUCGACUUGGCCAAGACAGUGGCAGAGUUUCCUAGCCUCAUUUCAGGCUUUAGCUGAUACAGGGUAAGUAACUGAGCCUGGAGGUCUGAUGAACAACAACAAUGUGCAGACAAUCACUGAUUCACAAUCCAGCCUCACAACCAAUGUGCCUUGAUUGUGCUUGGAUUCACUCAAUGACACUUAUUCCCGGCCUUCACCGUGCGAAGUCAGAAGAUCCAAAGCCGCUUGGCUUGGGCCCUUUGUCAAGUUUCAGGGCCUGCAGCAACUGAUGUGAAAUCUGUGAUGGCCUGCAUUCUCAGGGUUGAAUAAUUUUCGUUUUGUGGUCGUAAUCACACUGGAGAGAACUACUGCUCUGUAAAGAAGUUAAUCACCAAUUCAACACAAUCACAAUGUUAUUGACAAGGGGGCAGUAAGCAUCAGACUAUCAGAGAUUCAGAGACAGAAUUGGACAUUAUCUAAAAAAAGAGGCAGAGCAAUUGGGAGGUGCUGAUAUAAACAAAAAAAAAAAGUCACUAGAUAUUUGUUCAUAGAGGCCCUAUAAUUGCUUGUAGAAAAUUAUCCUUCAAGAAUCAAGGCAGUGUUUAAAGGUGGUUGAUAUUGUGGGGGUGAAUCAUAGCUGAUACUCGAUAGUGAGACAUGCUUGAUACCCUUGUUUGGAGUCCGGCCUGCAGCUUCCCACCGAAGCAUUUGGGAAUUGGGGAGCCUCAGCAUUUUAGGCAAGACAAGGCCCUGAUACUGUCAUCAUACUCCUAAUUUAAUUGGCUAUCAUGAACCCUUUUGUUUCUUUAUUUUUCCUGUUUGUCUGUAUACACAUGAUUCAUUUGUACCUGUGACUCUUUAACUUUUGUACAGCUGGUGUAACUUGAGCCUUUUCUCUGUAUGAACACAUUUUCUCUCAUCUCUUAACCUGUCUCAAUGUAUUGCCAAACUGUCCUAGAAACUAAGGGUU